AAGAAGAUACGAAUUGUCAAAUCAACUGUAAAGCAACCGGAGGCGGUCGAUUGCAAUAUGGAAGUAAACAAUUCGUCGGUAGAACAUUUACCCCAACUGUCUAAGCGGUUUGGCCAUCUACGGAAAAUCACAGAAAGACCUGGACCUUUCUGCCAUGCGAAUUUCAGCGCAUCUCCCGAGAAUUUGGAGUUUUUAUCAACAACAUGCAAAAUAUUGAUCAUCGGAGCUGGCGGGCUAGGCUGCGAGCUGUUGAAGGAUGUAGCUCUGAUGGGAUUCAAUGAUAUUCAUGUCAUAGACAUGGAUACUAUUGAACUUUCGAACUUGAAUCGGCAAUUUUUGUUCAGGAAGAAUGAUAUCGGUUUUUCGAAGGCCGAGCGCGCCGCUGCAUUCAUAAAUGCAAGGGUACCAACAUGCCAUGUCACACCACAUUUUUGUAAAAUUCAAGACUACGGUGAGGAAUUCUAUCGACAGUUCCACAUUAUAAUCUGUGGCUUAGACUCCGUUGUUGCUCGACGAUGGAUAAAUGGGAUGGUGUUAUCAUUAGUGAAAUAUGAUGAUGACGGGUCUAUAGAACAAGAGUCGGUAAUACCAAUAAUUGAUGGUGGGACUGAAGGAUUCAAAGGGAAUGCCCGAAUUAUAAUACCAGGUCUCAGUGCUUGUAUUGACUGUACAUUAGAUCUAUUCCCGCCGCAAGUUACAUAUCCGCUAUGCACUCUAGCGAAUACGCCACGUUUGCCUGAACACUGCAUCGAAUAUGUUCGUGUUAUUCAAUGGGAAAAGGAAAAUCCUUUUAAAGCGCCAUUAGAUGGAGAUGAUCCCCAGCAUAUUCUUUGGAUUUAUGAGAAGUCAUUGGAACGUGCCAGUCAGUUUAAUAUUUCGGGACUUUCUUAUAGGCUUGUUCAAGGUGUAAUUAAACAUAUAAUUCCGGCGGUUGCAAGCACGAAUGCCGUAAUAGCCGCUGCUUGUGCAACUGAGGCUUUUAAAGUAGCUACCAACUGUUAUGAAUUCCUCAAUAACUACAUGGUAUUUAACGAUGGCGAUGGAAUAUACACUUACACUUACGCAGCUGAACGAAAGCCGGACUGUUUAGCUUGCAGUAACAUUCCUCGGUCAGUAUCAAUCGAAGAUCCCAACACCACGACUUUGGAAGAUCUGAUUAAGCAACUCUGCGAAGACCAGGAGUUCCAAAUGAAAAGUCCAGGUUUAACAACUCUAAUCGAUGGUAAAAGCAAAACACUGUACAUGUCAACGGUUAAAAGCAUCGAAGAAAGGACUAAAUGUAAUCUUACAUGUUCUCUUGGAGAAUUAGGUCUUAAAGACGGGCAAGAAAUCAUGGUCGCGGAUCCGACCACACCAAAUACGAUAAUUAUUAAAUUGAAGUAUAAUACAAAUGAAGUUGAAAUGAAAUGAAAUAAAUUAUUUGUUCUUUGUCAUGUAAAAUAAAUCUCUAAUGUUUCAGUUA
This is a messenger RNA of Hermetia illucens (black soldier fly), 1462 nucleotides long. RefSeq names its product nedd8-activating enzyme E1 catalytic subunit (gene Uba3). Gene Ontology annotation, molecular function: NEDD8 activating enzyme activity. Lineage: Eukaryota; Metazoa; Arthropoda; Insecta; Diptera; Stratiomyidae. The coding region runs from base 58 to 1410 and encodes 450 amino acids. The record is from RefSeq and is a predicted model, not a curated record. Gene Ontology annotation, cellular component: cytoplasm; nucleus. The transcript is spliced from 6 exons. Gene Ontology annotation, biological process: protein neddylation.